AUGGGCCAAUCCAGUCACUCAGUCCAAUGGUCGGGGGGCCGUCGGAAGGAAAUUUCUCACAUUCUCAGUCAUGGCUGCACAUCACCAAGAGAAACAUCCCAUUCAGGACUGUUGGCCGAGGAGGACUUCAUUUCUAAUCGACGACAUUCUCUUCCGACCCGCGGCACCACAGCCGAUCGUAAGUGGUAGCGGCGGGGACCAAAGAGGAGACUGCUACCCACUCAUUCCACCUGCGGCCAUGGCGGCGGCUUUUUUAACAUACCCGACGUCUUACAUACACAAAACGCCAUCGGAAUCCUUUUUCCUCACAGGUCACGGAAUGGGCCUGUUCGGCAGCAGCGAGCCAAGUGGAAAACAUUACAGGAGGAGGAAAGCGAGAACGGUUUUUUCCGAUCAACAGUUGACCGGACUGGAGAAAAGGUUCGAAGCGCAGAGAUAUCUCUCCACCCCCGAACGUGUCGAACUCGCACAUGCCCUCCAUCUCUCAGAAACACAGGUAAAAACGUGGUUUCAAAACAGAAGAAUGAAACACAAAAAGCAGAUGAGGAAAAUGCAAGAUAGGUCCACGUCUGGUAAAAGCAUGAGCCAUUUAGACGGAUGCAACAAAAGUGAUAGAGAAAGGCCGAUGGAUUAUUCGAGAGGAGGCGGAAUGCCUCUGACUUGCAAUUCAUCUGAUGAUUCGGAUCAAGACAUCGACAUCGUCGGCGACUCGGACAAAGGAAGGCCAAAACAGUGGGCAUAACAGCACCUUGGCUGCCUUCGGAAGUGAUUAUAACCAAUAAUACAGUUUAAACAUGUGAUAAAAAUUUAAUUUUUUUAUAUAUAUACUUUAAUUUAUUUUUCCUUUUGUACAAAAAAAAGAAAGAACAAAAAAUACAAAUUACGAAAGUACAGUACGACAUGGAUAACAAUCCGUCUGUCGACUUCCAAUUUAUUAUGUUUGCAGAACAGAAUUUAACUUUUUUUUUGUUCGAAAGCGUUGGUGUUCUACCUCUGAACAGAGACCGGAAAAUGUUGUUUUUUUCGUUUCUUUUCAAAUUGUUGUCUUUGUAGUUUAAGCUAAGUAGUAAGAGUUGAAUAUAAUAAAUUAAAAAUGUCGGUUAAACCAGAUAUCAAAUUGGCAUCGAUAAUUAAAUGAUAAUGUGAAGUUGCAGGCUAUUGGAAAGGUAAAAUCUACCGGAAAAUAAUUUAUAAGAGAAAAGCGACACUCAAUCUCCGAACCAAUAAAAAAAUGUAAGUUGUCAUGAUAGGGUUAAACAAUUCUGAUCUCAGUUUAUUUUUAACAAUUUCACUUUACUGGACAAUAAUUAACUUUAAUCUCCUGACAAGAGUGAAAUUCUUUUUUAUUAUUAUUUUACAGACACUUAAUCUUUUGUAAGAUUUUUUGUUGAGGUCUGCGAGACGAUGAACCAGUUUUGUCGACUCUGAUCAGCCUGGCCUGACAAGUCUCGAUGAACUGAUGCCAUCCAGAUAGGAACAAGAGAAUAAACAGAGAUUUUAAUUUUUUUAUAGAGUUGUCCGAGUCGAAAGAUAUUUUAGUAAUUACGAAAAGGUUAUCUCUCGCAUAUUUUACAUAAUUUUCAACAAGUUAAUCAAUAUCAUGCCAUCGAGUAGAUUGAUUUGCACAAUUACGAAACUGGGACAUUCAUUGCCUUUAUCAAUCACGGACAAUAAAUAAUUUUCUUUCUAUAAAAAAAAACGCUUUACCAGAAAUUGUACUUUUUGGAAAGGUUGUGACAAUUUGGUCAAAGGAGGACAUGAAAUCCAUAAAAGCACAGUUGACAGGCGCGAAUGAAGCCCCACCCCACUGUAAAACCCCAUUCCCACCAUUUUCCACUUCAAUCCCACUUAAAGGAUUUCACCACCUUGGUUACUUAAUUAUUUGUUUUGCCUCACUGGACGAAUAAUCCACAGACCGAUGGAAUUGUGAAGAAAAAAUAUAUUGAUGCCUUUUUAAACACCCGGUCUUGGGGACAAAUGUUAUUUACAAACUGACCCUAAUUAACCUAAUCUGACCUAACCUAAUACCACUACCAAAUAUUUACAAAACAAAUGGUCUGAUUUUUUUCUUUUAAUAACAAAAACUUACUCUGAAAUGAGAAUUUUUAUCAAUAAAUCUGGCAGAAAUUCGGGUUAGUGUAAAUAUUAACAAAAAUAUGAUAAAUAUCUAUAAAUAAAUUAAUUUAAAAAAGUAUGCGGAAUACGCUUUAUUGACGAUGCACGGCGCCCUUUAAAAAAAAGUCAAAAAGCGACACUUCUAAAAAAAAUAUUAUAUUAUCCAAUCGUUCAGAGAGUAAUAAACUUCAAUGACAUCACGACCCCUAAUCAACAAUACAGCCUGAAAUGGAAGUGUAAGAAACCUUCACAUAAAUGUUUUGUACUUUUGUAAAUUGGAAAAAUAUUUAAAAACGACUAACUUAAAUUAGAUAUAGAAAAAAAAGGCUGUCACAGACAGUGUCGACUUUUCGUUGUAAACCAAUAAUUGUGAUGUAAAUAAUGUAGAUAAACCGUAUUUAAGGUUGUAGUUAGAACAAUAUCAUUGGCGAAUUUAAU
Cimex lectularius (bed bug) is the source of this 2553-nucleotide messenger RNA. Its product is annotated as brain-specific homeobox protein homolog. Gene Ontology annotation, molecular function: DNA-binding transcription factor activity, RNA polymerase II-specific; DNA binding. Lineage: Eukaryota; Metazoa; Arthropoda; Insecta; Hemiptera; Cimicidae. Bases 71 to 742 code for a protein of 223 amino acids. The record is from RefSeq and is a predicted model, not a curated record. The transcript is spliced from 5 exons. Gene Ontology annotation, biological process: regulation of DNA-templated transcription.